Messenger RNA from Eucalyptus grandis, 1335 nucleotides. RefSeq lists its product as uncharacterized. The transcript has 2 exons. The coding region runs from base 295 to 945 and encodes 216 amino acids. NCBI's taxonomy places the organism in Eukaryota, Viridiplantae, Streptophyta, Magnoliopsida, Myrtales, Myrtaceae. The record is from RefSeq and is a predicted model, not a curated record.
UUUACACGGAAACGCCGGCGGCCGGUUCGGGUGGCGCGCUUGCCUGGCUGCUCUGACUCCGUCGUCUUCUCUCGAAGCUUUCCCACAUCUCGCGAUCGCGCUGUCGAUCUCGGCACGAAGCUUUCCUCCAUCAUCGCGAGCAGGAUUUCUCCGCCCCUUUUCUCGAUCCCACAGCGCGGUCUUCCGGUGGAGUCAUCGCCCGGUCGGUUCGGCGAGAGAUGGUGGGACCGAACGGGGUCCGCCGGAGCCGCCGCGGCGGGGGCUCCGGCGGCGGGUCGUUCCGGGGAAUGGUCGAUGGUCGUCAUCCGAGACUCCGCCGCCGCCGCCGCCGGGGGCGGGGGCGGCCGCGACGGUGGCAAAUACGGAAGCUUGAGCGUGUUCCCUCCGAGCGACCAUGAAAAUCUGCACGUCCCCUCCGGGCCCUGCGGAGGAGAGGGAGGCCCGUCUCCGGUUUUGGCUUCGCCCCUCGAUUCGCUCUCCUCCCCGUCGCAAUUUUUCACUUCGUCGCCGUCCGCUUCUUCCUCUUCUUCUUCGUGUUCGUCUUCAUUUUCGUCGUCCGAUGUGGAUGAGGAGCUCCAAGAUGAACCGCGGCCGUCGGGUUCCGCGGUCCAGGUCAGCGAACCGGGUCGACACACGGGCUUGCUGGAAUUCGGGUUUAGAGUUUUGGGGUCGAAGGCUUUUGCUGCUGUAAGCUCCUUCUUUGGCCGUAGCUCUGCGAGGGGAGGGCUGUUUUGGUUGUCUGUUGCUUCGGCGGCGGCGGUGCUGUGGUGGGUAUACACGCGAUUCCGCUUGCUGCGGAUGAGACACAGAGAGAGAGUGGAUGGUUUGAUGCGCGUGAUUAAAGAGCGAGACGAGAAAAUCGCCCGUCUCCUGCAUCAAAUUGCUCAGAUGAAUGAGGUGCUGCUGUCGCGGCACAAAGCUUUGAUUUCCAAAUUGCCCGGAUGAGUAAGAAUUGGGACUUAUGGACGACAUUGUGGAGUAUGCAGCUUUUAUUAUCGACAUUCUUUUGUCUCGAGCAAGGCCAAACUUGCUAGAUUUAGAUGCUUCUCGCCUCAAAGCCCUCUGAACUGGAUGAUGAUUGCAGUAAUGCUUCCCUCUACAAGAUUGUGACACCAGAGGUUUAGAAGAACAUCUAGAAGGGAUCACGGAUUUAGGCCCUGGAUAAGUUGUCUAGUCUUUGGAGCCUUGCUGGUGUACACGUGCUUGGGUUGGUCUGACCAUAUCCUCUUGUACUUUGUCUCAGUUUGAGGUCCAUCUUUCUGCUGAAUUUAUCCUUGUGAGGCUUAAUAUUUCGAUUAGCCUAAUGGGAUUAUAUCCUAGAUCAAGUAUCGUUGU